CACAUAUUUUGUAGGGAGAAGCGCUUAUGGUGAAUAUUUGCGUGUGCCGACACGAAUUGGAGGAAGAAAUUGUGGUGCCGUCCGAGAUACUAGCGGCUCUGACUAUGUUCCACCAGUAGUGUCCCAAAACCAAGGAUGUCUGGGUGAUACAGACAGCUCACAGCUAUAACUGUUUCUCCAAGAUGCUAGCGCCGCACUGAGGUGCCACAUGUGUUGUAUGCAGGAUCAGCAUGUCCAAUUCGGGCUCGAACCCUGCCCCUACUGGUGGUGAGAGUGAGCUGGCCCUCCCUGUGGCCGCCAUCGUGUGUCUGGCCGUCGUCGGCUACGUGGUGCUGAUCGUCAUCAUCGUUGUUGUCAGAUACUUCCUCGUGUCGCGGGGUAUAUGUGAGUGUGGGUCGUGGUGCGCCAAGACCGAUGAGGAUGCACAGAGCUGCGGGUGUUGUGCUGAGUUGGCAGAAUGUUGUAACUGCUGCAAGAGUCCCAACAUGACGUCAUGUCUCGACUCCAUUUGCCCCAACAGAAAGGAUGCCCAGGCUUGCUGUCAGAGGAUGGGGUGUAUUGAGCUUCUACUAUGCCAGUGCUGUGGAAGCAGUGGGGCUGAAGGCGUGUGUGCAAGCUGCUAUGAGUACGGCAACCAAACACAGCGUGGGCCUUGAGUGAUCUCCCCUGAAUAUUGUCCACACACUUCCCUUGCAUGUGGCCUCUGUCGUGCGUGUUUAUUGUGCAGCUGUGUGCCUGACUGUCCCCCAUGUCCACGCCCCUCGGAUCAUCCAACCAUCACCUGCCUCUGUCUCACCAUCCAUAUCAACAUG
This is a messenger RNA of Haliotis rubra (blacklip abalone), 812 nucleotides long. RefSeq lists its product as uncharacterized. The transcript has 8 exons. The record is from RefSeq and is a predicted model, not a curated record. NCBI's taxonomy places the organism in Eukaryota, Metazoa, Mollusca, Gastropoda, Lepetellida, Haliotidae. Bases 231 to 656 code for a protein of 141 amino acids.